This is a messenger RNA of Pistacia vera, 378 nucleotides long. RefSeq names its product glycine-rich protein 23-like. The coding region runs from base 1 to 378 and encodes 125 amino acids. The record is from RefSeq and is a predicted model, not a curated record. Lineage: Eukaryota; Viridiplantae; Streptophyta; Magnoliopsida; Sapindales; Anacardiaceae. The transcript has a single exon.
AUGGAAAGUUGGCAAGCUGCAAUUAUAGCCCUUUCUGCUAUGUUCUUUAUUGUUUUAGUUUUGUUUUGUCUCCAAAGAUUAACUUGUCAGGGAGGUGGAGACGCCGGAGAUGGCGGAGGUGGAGGCGCCGGGGAUGUAGCCAUAGACAUAAACGAUGGUGGAGAUGGUGGAGAUGGAGGAGGUGGGGGCGGCGGAGACGGCGGUUUUGAUGGGGGUGGAGACGGCGGUUUUGAUGGGGGUGGAGGCAGCGGUUGUGAUGGGGGUGGCGGUGGUUUUGGUGGUGGUGGAGGAGGUUUUGAUGGGGGUGGCGGCGGUUUUGGUAGUGGCGGCGGUUGUGAUGGUGGUGGCGGUGGUGGAGGAGGCGGUGGCGUCUUUUAA